Messenger RNA from Penicillium oxalicum, 2466 nucleotides. Its product is annotated as VIT and vWA domain-containing protein. The transcript has 2 exons. The record is from RefSeq and is a predicted model, not a curated record. The coding region runs from base 1 to 2466 and encodes 821 amino acids. NCBI's taxonomy places the organism in Eukaryota, Fungi, Ascomycota, Eurotiomycetes, Eurotiales, Aspergillaceae.
AUGCUAGGUACCAUUCUGUCAACAAUCUCGAGGGCCGUGAUCACCCAAACAUUCAUCAACCCAUCAUCCAAGGCACCCUUACCAGAGGUUUUGUAUACUUUCCCACGGUACGAUGGCGCGAGCAUCGUCAGUUUCACAUGCCACGUUGGAGACGAGGUCAUCGUGGGCAAAGUGAAGCUUAAAAACGAGGCAGACAAGCUAUACCGAGAAGUCAAGGCUAAGGGCAAGACUGCAGCAAUUGUGGAUCAAUCUGUGUUCUCCGAUGAUGUCUUCAAGACACGUGUGGGUAAUGUCCCCGCGGGUGGGAGAGUCAUCGUCAAGAUCACCCUUCUGCAAGAGCUACCGCAGGAUACCAAGAGAAAUGGUCCCCGGUACACAGCUCCCAUGGCAAUCGCUCUACGAUAUGGAAUAUCAAAGGAUGAGCCAGAGAAACCCGAGGGUCUCACCUUCAAAUCCUCAAUCAAAGUCGAUGUCAUCAUGGACAAAAACUGUAAGAUUCGUCAGGCACAACCGCCCACUCAUGCUAUCGAGGUGAGCCUGGGCCGAACCUCCGAAAUGCCAGAUUCUAUUUUUGAGCCGUUCUACGCAUCUGCCAAAAUGAACGAAGACCGAGUCAUUGGGGAGGACUUCGUCUUGGUGGUCAACGCCGAUAGUCAGGAUCAACCCAUCGCAUUGUGGGAGACUCAUCCCACCAUACCGAAUCAAAGUGCAUUGAUAGUUUCUCUAGUCCCAAAAUGUCGUCUGCCUUUAGACCCAUCGGAAACUGUUUUUGUGAUCGACAGAAGCGGCAGCAUGGCCGAUAAAAUCCCGACCUUGAAGUCCGCCUUGGAGGUCUCUCUCAAGUCAAUGCCUCUCGGCAUUCCGUUCAAUAUCGUGUCGUUUGGGUCAAGUUCAAGUACUCUUUGGCCCCGAAGCCGAAUGAGUGAUCGAAAUAGUCUUUCUGGGGCCCUCGAAUUUACCAAAACUAUCAAGACCGAUAUGGGAGGCACUAAAGUCCUUCAAGCGCUGCAAACAGCUCUAGAGCAUCGUUAUAAAGACAGGUGCCCAAAGAUUCUUCUUCUCACAGAUGGUCAAGUCUGGGAACAGGCAGAGAUUUUCACUCAAUCUGUCGUGAAGUACGAGGAGCUCAGUAAAAAGGUUGUUCAAAUGCUAAAGGGCGCUCUGACGCCGUUGCCGAAGAAGUGUCGUCUGGAUCUGGAUAUCGACAGCCUCCAGCAGGAGGAGAUGAUGACCGACAUGAAGCAAGACAAACUGGGGGCUCAGCUGAGCUCGACCUUGAGCCUGGACCCCAUCUCGUUCUUUGACGGAAAUAUCAGUGCUUCAGAGAGUCUCAAAUUAACGGAAGAACCGUUGCCAAAGAUUUCAGUGCCUGCGGUACUUCAAGCUCCGGCGCAACUUCCACCUCUGUAUCCGUUCAUACGAUCAACUGCUUUCGUUCUGAUCUCGAGCCCUAUCUUCUCGCUGCCCGAAAAGACCUUUUUGCGUGCUACUAGCUACCACGGACCCUUGGAAUUGGAAAUUCCUGUGCUGAGUUUUGGUUGCGGAGAGCAAAUUCUCCAGCUCGCCGCGAAAAAGGCCAUCACCGAGCUUGAACAGUCAUGCGGCUGGAUACAGUCCGCUAGAAACGAGCAUGGGGAACUCAUACGAGACAAGUUCGAAAGCCACAUGGAUGAGCUGAUUCAAGAAGAAUGUGGGCGACUUGGGGUGUUGUUCCAAAUCCCGGGCAAGCUUUGCUCUGUGGUCGCUGUCAGAGGGAAGAAAGAGACGUCGAGCUUGACCCAGAAUGAAGACAUCUCACCUCCUACGUCAGAAGGGACUGAAGUUUUUCUCAAUUUGGAUUGGAUUGAUGCAAAGGAUACAUUUUCCCAUCCUUAUCAUUCUUCGGAGUCAUCCGGCCCUGAUGAAUCAGACGAGGACUAUGGCUUCUUCAUACCGGACAAAGCACCGCAGACCAGAUCUUCUUCUUCCGCUGCACCUGGUCCGUAUCGGCCAAGGAUCUACUCUGCUGGAGAAAAACGCCGCGGCGCUGCUCCUCCCAGACCGGCAUGCAAAGCACUUAGAAGGAUCACGAUGAGUGAUGAUGAUGCGGACUUGAGCGUCGCUGCUCUCGAAGCAGUGCAAUCGAUCAUCCAGGAGCAAACCUUUGGAGGAUACUGGGAAUUUUGUGAAGAGGUAGUCGAACUGCUGGGCCAAAAUGCGUGCAAGUUCUGCGACAAGAUACACCAAGUGUACGAGGCACUCACGGGCCAGCAAACCAACAUCAUAGACCGGUCGGACUGGAAGGAGAUCCUGACCACCUCGCUGGUGACGCACUAUUUAGAGACCAAGGCAGGGCAGUAUCGAGGGGUUUGGGAGCUACUCAAAGAAAAGGCAGACCGAUGGGUUGAGGAAGCCGUGGCCGCAAUGCGACCCGAGGAUCGAGAUGUUGCGAGGAAACUCAUCGAGGCUUGUCAUGAGAUGAUAUAG